Messenger RNA from Vitrella brassicaformis, 1077 nucleotides. The record is from the annotation of a GenBank genome assembly. NCBI's taxonomy places the organism in Eukaryota, Vitrellaceae.
AUGGUCCGCUCUGAGGGAGUUGUGGUCCUCGCCGGCGCCUCGAUGGAGGCAAUGGAUGCUGGGCCGCUUUGGUGCCAUGAGUGUGGGUUCUUCUCUCUGUGCAAGUGCCUCGAUGUAGGUGGCAGAGAUGACACUCCGUCUGGCCGGCUGCUCGACGGAGGCGCCGCAUCACUCGAAUGAAAUCGCUAAGCCAGACGAACACACGGGUUUCGUCGUUGUACUUACUGUCAUUUCCUCAGGUACGAGGCCGAAUUGGGCAAACAGAUGUGAGCAAACAACACAAGCAACGAACACAAACGAACGAAGACGCGAAAACGCUAUCGAACGAUAUACGCUUACGAACGAUACGAACGAACGAACGAACGAAUGGCGUCCUUCUGAGCACAAGUGAGAAAGAAGAAAAUCACCCCAUGUGACGUUUUGAUUGAUCCAUCGAGUGUCAUGUUGCAGGGCCUCGUUGGAGGUGGUGGUCGGGGGGAGCCUGAGCGACGGUCGUCUCGAUUGACGGUAUCUCUCUCAGUACAAGUAAGAAACAAAAAUCCUCACGUAAGCGAGCGUCUUUAUCUUAUCUCUGUGUUGUUCUUUUCUGUAUUUUUCAGUCGCCUCGAAGGAGGUGGUGCUGGGAGUGCUACGACAAAGCACACAAAGACGAAAGGGACGAAGUCUCUCUAAGCAAGUAAGCGACAACCAAAUGGCUGGCGAGCCUACACACACGUGUGAUCCCAAUGUCAUUUCAGUCCCUCGAUGGAGGGCGCUUUCGGGGACGCAAUACGCGAUCGUCAGAGGCAUGAGAACGAACGAUACUCGAACGAUGAGUAGCCUCUGAGCACAAGUAAGGGAGAGCACGUUCUUCCGCUCUCCAGGAAGGCCCAUCCAUCGCGUGUGAUGGAUUGUAGGGCCUCGAAGGAGGCAGUGCUGAAGGGGCGCAGGGCUCGAUUGAGAACGAUGCGAAUCGGUUUUGUUCUGCCAAGCCAGGUAAGAGGACAGGAAUGCCUGACGUUCAACUCAACGAGUCGGACCGAUCUCUUGUGGGUGUUUCAGGGCCUCGAUGGAGGUCGCUUGGCAGGACUGUGGUGA